AUGAAGAUUACCGAUCUUAGCACCGACUUAUCGACCGGCGAGAUCCUGAUCCAGCUUCUUGAGAUUAUCUCUGGCGAGGAAACCUCCCCGUUUGGAAAAUACAAUAAAAACCCAAAGCUUAGGAUCCAGAAGGUCGAGAACCUCAACAAGGCCCUCGACUUUAUUCGCAAGCGUGGAGUCCAUCUGACUAAUAUUGGCUCCGAGGACAUUGUGGAUUGCAAUGGCAAGCUGAUCCUUGGUCUGAUCUGGACAAUCAUUCUCCGUUUCACGAUUGCUGAUAUUAGGCAAGGAGACAGACUGCUCCUCUGGUGUCAACGAAAAACGGCUCCAUAUUCGCAGGACUUUUCGAUCAAGGAUUUCACAAUGAGCUGGCAGAGCGGCUUGGCUUUGUGCGCCCUGAUUCACCGCCAUCGCCCAGAUUUACUGGACUAUUAUGCCCUCAACAAGGGCGACAAGCACAAAAACACCCAGCUCGCUUUUGACGUCGCAGAGAAGCAUUUGGGCAUCCCGAAGCUUUUUGGCGUCGAGGACAUUGUUGAUGUUGUCAAGCCCGACGAACGCUCCGUGAUGACAUACGUCGCCCAGUAUUUCCAUGCCUUUUCGUCUCUUGAUAAGGUUGGAACUGCGGGGCGGCGCAUUGGUCAGUUCGGGCAGGUUGUCCAGUCGGUUUGGGAGAUGCAAAACGAUUACGAACGCCGCGUGCGUGCCCUCAUGGCUGCAACCGAGGGGAUCCAGCGACAGUGGAGCAGCCAGACAUUCUCGAACUACCCCGAUGCCAAGAGGCUGCUCCAAGACUUUGAAACCUACAAAGUGUCCUUGAAGCGGGAGUGGAUUGUCGAAAAGUCGUUCUUGGACAGUCUGUUUGGGAACAUCCAAACCAAGCUCAAGACGUACAACAUCAAGCCGUAUACUCCCCCGGCAGGACUUUUGGUGCAGGAUCUCGAUAGCUACUGGGAGCAGCACAUUGCCAUCGAGGCUCAACGCAAGAGAACACUGAACGCCUUCAUUAAGGAAAUCAAGGAGUCCCUUACGCAGAGAUAUGCAGAGGCCGCUAAUGGAUUUGAAGAAAAGCUCUCCAGUGUUGCCUUUUCUCUCGCUAAUCUGGAGGGCUCGCUGGAGGUAAGCAUCGGCCUCAGUGGAACGCGAUUGGACAGACUCAAAGCAAGGCCGACAGAGCUAACCCGACUUGACGCUCUUCUCUCUCUAUCAUACACCGUUCUAGACAACCCCUUCACCAUCUAUACGAUCGAAGAUUUGCGAUUCGAUCUCGACCUGUUGAGCCAAUCGCUCCAAAAGAAGUACACGUUCGUGGAAAACCAGAUUAUUGCCCGAAGCAAGACCAACAUUACUCCUGAGCUUUUGGAGGAGAUGACCGAAACCUUCAACAGAGUAUGCAAGGAUGGAUCCAACAAACUCAAGUUUGAAGAAUUCAAAGCGGCUUUGCAGGCCCAGGGUACUUUCUAUCCUGAAGAUAAGGCUUUGAAAAUCUUUGCCGAUGCUGCAGCCGGCUCCGAGACGAUGAGCUUUGAUCAGUAUCUUGAUUUCAUGAAGUCCAUUCAAGAAGACAAAACUGGUCCGAAGCAGCUGGAAGAGGCUUUCGACACAAUUGCAGGAGAAGGGGAAAUCACCGAAUCGGAUUUGUAUCGAAGCGGUCUCGCUCCACCCCUCGUGGAGUACUUCAAGGUCGUCAUUCCCCGCAAGGCGAACAAUGCAUUCGACUACAAGCAGUACAUAUCGUCUAUCUUUACCUCCAGUGAUUGA
Messenger RNA from Polychytrium aggregatum, 1761 nucleotides. Its product is annotated as calponin domain-containing protein. Gene Ontology annotation, biological process: actin filament bundle assembly; actin cytoskeleton organization. Lineage: Eukaryota; Fungi; Chytridiomycota; Chytridiomycetes; Polychytriales. The coding region runs from base 1 to 1761 and encodes 586 amino acids. Gene Ontology annotation, cellular component: cortical actin cytoskeleton; cell junction; actin filament bundle. Gene Ontology annotation, molecular function: actin lateral binding; calcium ion binding. The transcript has 19 exons. The record is from RefSeq and is a predicted model, not a curated record.